Molecule: messenger RNA, 6499 nt
Organism: Ictidomys tridecemlineatus (thirteen-lined ground squirrel)
Lineage: Eukaryota; Metazoa; Chordata; Mammalia; Rodentia; Sciuridae
Gene: Ppfia4
Product: PPFI scaffold protein A4
Biological process (GO): synapse organization
Cellular component (GO): presynaptic active zone
Molecular function (GO): protein binding
Source: RefSeq, a predicted model, not a curated record
AGGGUAUCGCGGCAGGGCGCUAGGGUGGCGGAGGCUGUAUCUACCUCCGCGCGCUCUCGGUUUUCUAGGACGUGUUUCGUUGCCCCGGCCGGGGGCGGCUCCCUGCUGCCUCCGAGCUGAGCUGCCCGCUGCUGGGCCUUCGGCGAUUGCAGACACAGACCACACCGCCCUCCAGAAACCAUGGGUGUCUCUAGACCCAGCUGCGACUCUGCCAGACUCUGGUGCUCAGUUUAAGAUAAGGAUAAUCUCCCAGGCCUGCUCUCCCUGCCUGUCAUGGCCACACUCCGAUGCUGCCCACUUGUCUGGGGACACAGGGCACCCAACCCUAGCCCUGAGAUGUUAAGCCAGGCCUUCUGGCUCCAGUCUACAGGGGCACUGCAGGCCCUGGGCUCCCUUCAGAGCAAGAGCAACUGAUGCCAUGGGAGAAGCCCCUGCCUACCCAUCCACUUGCCUGGCCCUGCCUGCUCUGAUACCCAUGCAUUGGGUCUUCCUGCAGGUGCCAAUCCUGUGAGUCCCUCCCCAACCCCCUGACACUGAGAAGGCCCUGUCCACCCCCACCAUGUGUGAGGUGAUGCCCACAAUCAAUGAGGGGGACCCCCUAGGGCCCCCCCACGGCGCCGAUGCUGACGCCAACUUUGAGCAGCUUAUGGUGAACAUGCUGGAUGAGCGGGAGAAGUUGCUGGAGUCCCUUCGGGAGAGUCAGGAAACCUUGGCAGCCACGCAGAGCCGGCUCCAGGAUGCCCUGCAUGAGCGGGACCAGCUCCAGCGACACCUCAACUCUGCCCUCCCUCAGGAAUUUGCCACCUUGACCCGGGAGCUGAGCAUGUGUCGGGAGCAGCUUCUAGAGAGGGAGGAAGAGAUAUCAGAGCUGAAAGCAGAACGGAAUAACACAAGGCUGCUUUUAGAACAUCUGGAGUGCCUGGUGUCCCGCCAUGAGCGGUCACUGCGGAUGACGGUGGUGAAGCGCCAGGCCCAGUCACCUUCAGGGGUCUCCAGUGAGGUGGAGGUGCUAAAGGCCCUCAAGUCUCUGUUUGAGCACCACAAAGCCCUGGAUGAGAAGGUUCGAGAAAGGCUCCGGGCAGCACUGGAGCGGGUUACCACCUUGGAGGAGCAGCUGGCAGGAGCCCACCAACAGGUGUCUGCCCUGCAGCAGGGGGCAGUGGUGCGGGAUGGAGUGGCAGAAGAGGAGGGGACUGUGGAGCUGGGACCGAAACGUCUGUGGAAGGAUGACACGGGCCGGGUGGAGGAGCUGCAGGAGCUCCUGGAGAAGCAAAACUUUGAGUUGAGCCAGGCCCGGGAGCGACUGGUCACCUUGACAGCAACCGUAACAGAACUUGAGGAGGACCUGGGAACAGCCCGCCGGGACCUCAUCAAGUCAGAGGAGCUGAGCAGCAAGCAUCAACGGGACCUCCGAGAGGCUCUGGCUCAGAAAGAGGACAUGGAAGAACGAAUCACCACACUGGAGAAGCGCUACCUAGCUGCACAGCGUGAGGCCACAUCCAUCCAUGACCUCAAUGACAAACUGGAGAAUGAACUGGCCAACAAGGAGUCCCUGCACCGCCAGUGUGAGGAGAAGGCUCGACACCUACAGGAGCUGUUGGAGGUGGCAGAGCAGAAACUGCAGCAGACAAUGCGCAAGGCAGAGACACUGCCAGAGGUGGAGGCUGAGCUGGCCCAGAGAAUCGCAGCUCUCACCAAGGCUGAAGAACGGCAUGGCAACAUUGAGGAGCACCUGCGGCAGCUGGAAGGGCAGCUGGAGGAGAAGAACCAGGAAUUGGCAAGGGUGCGCCAGCGGGAGAAGAUGAACGAGGACCACAACAAGCGGCUGUCAGACACCGUGGACAGGCUGCUUAGCGAGUCCAACGAGCGCCUGCAGCUCCAUCUCAAGGAGCGCAUGGCCGCCCUGGAGGAGAAGAACACGCUGAUCCAGGAGUUGGAGAGCUCCCAGCGUCAGAUUGAGGAGCAGCAUCACCACAAGGGCCGCCUGUCUGAAGAGAUUGAGAAGCUGCGCCAAGAGGUGGACCAGCUGAAGGGUCGAGGGGGGCCAUUUGUGGAUGGCAUCCACUCCAGGUCACACAUGGGCAGCGCAGCGGACGUGCGGUUCUCCCUGAGUACAACCACCCACGCACCCCCAGGUCUGCAUCGCCGCUACUCAGCACUGAGGGAGGAUUCGGCUAAGGACUGGGAGCCAUCUCCACUGCCUGGAUUGUUGGCCUCCACAGCCACUCCUGCUUUUGACAGUGACCCUGAGAUCUCUGAUGUGGAUGAAGAUGAGCCAGGGGGUUUAGUGGGCUCCGUUGAUAUUGUCUCCCCUGGCGGCCAUUCAGAUGCCCAGACCCUGGCCAUGAUGCUGCAGGAACAGCUGGAUGCCAUCAACGAGGAGAUCAGGAUGAUCCAGGAAGAGAAGGAGUCCACAGAGCUCCGUGCGGAGGAGAUCGAGACGCGUGUGACCAGUGGCAGUAUGGAGGCCUUAAACUUGACACAGCUGCGCAAGCGUGGUUCUAUCCCCACCUCUCUGACUGCCUUGUCCCUGGCCAGUGCAUCCCCUCCACUCAGUGGCCGUUCCACGCCGAAGCUCACCUCCCGCAGCGCUGCCCAGGACCUGGACCGGAUGGGGGUCAUGACCCUGCCUAGUGACUUAAGAAAGCAUCGGAGGAAGUUGCUGUCGCCAGUGUCUCGGGAAGAGAACCGAGAGGAUAAAGCCACCAUAAAAUGUGAGACUUCUCCUCCUUCCUCACCCAGGACGCUGCGGCUAGAGAAGCUUGGCCACCCAGCCCUGAGCCAGGAAGAAGGCAAGAGUGCCUUGGAGGAUCAGGGCAGCAACCCCAGCAGCAGCAACAGCAGCCAGGACUCCUUGCACAAGGGUGCCAAGCGCAAGGGCAUCAAGUCGUCCAUUGGCCGCCUGUUUGGGAAGAAGGAGAAGGGCAGGCUGAUCCAGCUGAGUCGGGAUGGAGCCACAGGCCAUGUUCUGCUAACAGACUCCGAGCUCAGUCUGCAGGAACCCAUGGUACCUGCCAAGCUGGGGACCCAGGCAGAGAAGGACCGGCGACUGAAGAAGAAACACCAGCUGCUUGAGGAUGCCCGCAGGAAAGGAAUGCCCUUUGCCCAGUGGGACGGCCCCACUGUGGUCUCCUGGCUGGAGCUAUGGGUGGGGAUGCCUGCCUGGUAUGUGGCAGCCUGCCGGGCCAACGUCAAGAGUGGUGCCAUCAUGUCUGCCCUGUCGGACACAGAGAUUCAGCGGGAGAUUGGCAUCAGCAAUGCCCUGCACCGGCUCAAGCUCCGGCUAGCCAUCCAGGAGAUGGUAUCGCUGACCAGCCCCUCGGCCCCGCCCACCUCCAGGACAUCUUCUGGGAAUGUCUGGGUCACCCAUGAGGAGAUGGAAACUCUGGCAACAUCCACCAAAACAGACAGUGAGGAGGGCAGCUGGGCUCAGACCCUGGCUUAUGGAGACAUGAACCAUGAAUGGAUUGGGAACGAAUGGCUGCCCAGCCUGGGGCUCCCCCAGUACCGCAGCUACUUCAUGGAGUGCCUGGUGGAUGCACGCAUGCUGGACCACCUCACCAAGAAGGACCUGCGCGUCCACCUGAAGAUGGUGGACAGCUUCCAUAGGACCAGCCUUCAGUAUGGCAUCAUGUGUCUGAAGAGACUGAAUUACGACCGGAAGGAGCUGGAGAAGAGGCGGGAAGAGAGCCAGCACGAGAUCAAGGAUGUGCUGGUUUGGACCAAUGACCAGGUGGUUCAUUGGGUACAGUCUAUUGGGCUUCGGGACUAUGCAGGAAACCUGCAAGAGAGUGGUGUCCAUGGUGCCCUGCUGGCUCUGGAUGAGAACUUUGACCAUAACACACUGGCCUUGGUCCUCCAGAUCCCCACGCAGAACACCCAGGCCCGCCAGGUGAUGGAGAGAGAGUUCAAUAACCUCUUGGCCUUGGGCACAGACCGGAAGCUGGAUGAUGGGGAGGACAAGGUGUUCCGCCGCGCGCCCUCCUGGAGGAAACGCUUCCGGCCGCGGGACCACCACAGCGGUGGCAUGCUGGGCACCUCGGCAGAGACGCUCCCGGCAGGCUUCCGCGUGUCCUCCCUGGGGACCCUGCAGCCCCCUCCCGGCCCUCCCAAGAAAGUCAUGCCUGAAGCCGGGCCGGCGGGGGCGCAGAGACUGGAGACCUCCACGGUUCGGACCUACUCCUGCUGACCCCCACCCUCCCGCCCCGGGUCUGACGGGGGUGUGCCCCUGGCUCGGGCUCAUUCCCACUAUCUCUACGGACACAUGCUCUCCGCCUUCCGGGACUAGCCACGGCCUGGGCCGGCGUCCUUCUCUCAGCCGGCCCUGACCCCUCCUGCUCGUUCCCCUUCUUCCACGGCUCCUAGUCUCGUCCGUCCGUGACCUUCCGGUUACCCUGGAUCUCAGAAUAUAUUCAUCUAUCCCUCGACAUCCCACUACUCCUGAAUCCCACUGCGUGUCCUUUGUAAGUCUCGUGGUUGUGGCUGGGGUCUCCCGUGUUGUGGAGGCACUCAGGUUGUCCAUGCCUGGGAUUCUGGGGGAAGAGAGAAGGGCAGCCGGCAGUGGCUGUGACCUCACCCUCCCUCUGGACCUGGCCUUGUUUGGACUGUGCCCUCCACCAGGAGGAUCCUGGGCCAAGGACUGAGAUGGCCCUUUCAAAAAAAGGUGUCACUUCACACUGUCCUGUUUGGGCUAUUUGGUCUUUUGGUCCCUGUCCACUCUGGUUGUGCCAGAUUGUCUGAGGGUUGGUUUUGGCACCCUCAGCUCCACCCUCCCCCAGUCCAUCACCACCACUUGCAGCUUCUGCCUUGAGGACUUGCUGAGGCCAGGAGAGGAUCUAGGAAACCUGAGGUAGAAAUUCUGAGUCCCCACUCAAACUGAAUCCCAAACUUGAGUUUGGGAAGAAUCAGAGCAAAAUGGACCUCAGUUUUGGGCUAAGGUGAGGAUGGGGAAACUCUUAGCCCCAUGCCCAGUAAGCCGGGUAGGCAGGCAAGCUAGUAGGAGAGCUGAUGACCUCUGGUAGCCUUAAGCUCAAAGGACAGUAGGAAUGAUACCAGCCCCACCCAAAGGGUGGAGCUUCAUCUGGGCUGGGAGGAGGGACCCUUGAGUGCAUCAUAACCCUGGGGCAGAACAGAUCCCACUAGGUUCUGCCCACUGUGACCCCAGCAUCUCUUCCCCAUCCUCCUCUGCCUUACUUAUUCAGUAAUCCCAGCCCCCUAAAAAUGAACCCGAUCAGUGGAUUGAAUAUACAUUGACCCUAAAAGCAGAUUUGGGAAAAAGACAGUCUGAAGCUUCCUUCCUUUGACCUGCUGAGAAGAAAAAGCUUCCCCUUCUGAGAAUCAUGUCCCAGGCCUAGGAAAUGUAGUGUUGAUGAAGGAAAUCAUUCCUGCUUGUCCCUAAAUCAUCCAACCCUCUUCAGGACUCUUUUGCUGUGCAGGGACUGUCACCUCCAGAAAUUUCUGAGACCCACCCAGCUUUCACCAUUUUGUUUUCCCUAUCAGCAUGGUGGAAUGGGCAGAGGGCUGCAGGUCCUGGUUUGGGAGGAAUACUAUUCCCAGAAAUCUCUCUUCCCUACCCAUUCCUUCAUCUUACCAAGGUGCCUGAAAGUGCUUGGGACUCAAGUUCAUGGGUUGAUGGGAUCUAGGGCUUCAUCCAAGUGAGAGGAGAGGGAGGGUGUCUGGGCGUGUUAGUUGGAGAGAUGCCAGUGCAGCACCAUCCUACAGGUGGCCGGAGCAGCUGGUUUGCAGCCUGUUCCACUUGGCUCUGAGCAGGGCUAGGCUAGCAGGUGGAGUAAUGGGCCACAACACCCUGUCCUGAAGGACUGCUGGAACCUGGAGCUGUCCUGGGACUUAGAGCCUGAUGCUCCCUCUUAGUAGAGGGAGUUUGUCCAGUGGUGUGUCUAGGGGCCUCUUCCCUGGGCUGGGCCAGGCAACCACCUGCCCUUGCUCUCUGUCAUUGCUUCCUGCCCUUCCUGCCAUCAGGCUUCUAGGAAUAGAGACAGAGCAUACAAUGAAUCGGGUAGAGAGAACACGCCCCUAUUCUUGGGUAACGGAUGUUGAAAUUAUGAACAUACUCCAGGUUCCUGAGAUGGGUGGAGUGGAGCAGCAGAAGGCCAUCUGCCUCCCGCAGGGGAGUCUCAUGGCUCGCUGCGUAGGAGAGGCAGCUCUAGCCUCUUCUCUCUGCAUCUUCACCUUAUCAUGGUUGGCCUUGUCAUAGGCGGCAGCUGGGCCCCUUGAAGAGUGUUGCAGGGAGACGAUGAAGUGGCAUCUACACAGUGAUGGAAGGUGGUUGUCUCGGUGUACCCCUUGCCUCAUAGUCAAUAUAUUUUUUUCCUUGAGAGUCACCAGUGACCCGAGCCCUCCUCACCAGCCUCCUGUGUCUCACCAGGCCCCUUCUCAGUACUGUAUUGGCUCAGUGCAUCAGGAGUGGGUGUGUGGGUGUGUGUGGGUGUGAGUGUGAGUAUGUGCGUACCAAUAAACAACCUGGUUUUAAGACAAUGUA